AUGGCAGACGAUAAGGCUGCCUUAGCGGAGGAUACAAACCCGUGCAAAUGUAUCUUCAAUAUUAGAUGCAUCAGCAAGAACUGUGACGAAUGCGAUAAAGGUUUCAGCUGUCCGUGCCGAUGUUGUCAAAAUAAUUUUACGAGAGGUCUACUGAUCCUUCUUGCAUUAGGUGGAGGCUUGGCGUGUAUUCUGCUACUCCUAAUGGCCAUAUGCCACAUGAUCGGCAGCCGGACAUGGCCUUUCCACAAAAUCCACGACCUCAUCUAUGGUCUUCCAGACAUUUACGACCCCUACGUGCGCGAUCCGCCUAAGGGCACGUAUUAG
Babesia bigemina is the source of this 324-nucleotide messenger RNA. RefSeq lists its product as hypothetical. Lineage: Eukaryota; Apicomplexa; Aconoidasida; Piroplasmida; Babesiidae. The record is from RefSeq and is a predicted model, not a curated record. The transcript has a single exon. Bases 1 to 324 code for a protein of 107 amino acids.